AUGCCGUCAUUGAUGACAAUUUCUCAAGAAGCGGUACGAAGAAACGAUCAGCAGCAGCAUCAGCAACAGCAAUUGUCACACACAAUUAAGCCGGACUUGCAACGACGACGACAACAGCAGCAACAACAACACCAUUACGAAACAUUUAAUGACGGCAUAGAAUCAGUAGCAGCAGCAGCAGAAGAAGAAGAAGAAAUACAACAAUACGACGACAAAGGCAACAACAGUGCACGAAUUGAUAAAAAUACAAUUCACGAAGAUAGUGUCGCAUCAUCAUCUGAAUCCAUAAGCCGAACCGUUGUCCAAUUGAAGAUAGAGGAGAGGAAGAAGCAGAACGAGUUGUGUUGGUCGUUUUUGUCCAGGAAUUUAACAGAAACAGAAAAAAUUAAAUUAACCAAUCCCACCUUUGAUAUACAACAACAACAACAGCAACAAAAACCACAACUAGUACAACAUUGUCAAGAAGAACAGAAGAAGAAGAAGCAGCAGUCGCAGCAACAACAACCACAACUAUUCAAAUAUCACCUAUUGCUAUUCAAAUUUAACAACAGCUUUGAAUUGAAGUGUUCCAGUUCCAGUUCCCGUUACAUUGUUGAAAAUAACAAAAAGCAAAACGGCAGACAUAACCGUAAGACACCUACAAGCGCAGAAGCAGCAGCAUCACCACCUCCACCACCAUCGAGAGCAGCAUCAACAUCGCCAACAGCACAGCAAUAA
Messenger RNA from Musca vetustissima, 717 nucleotides. RefSeq names its product myb-like protein AA. Lineage: Eukaryota; Metazoa; Arthropoda; Insecta; Diptera; Muscidae. The record is from RefSeq and is a predicted model, not a curated record. The coding region runs from base 1 to 717 and encodes 238 amino acids. The transcript has 2 exons.